Messenger RNA from Acanthosepion pharaonis, 3282 nucleotides. NCBI's taxonomy places the organism in Eukaryota, Metazoa, Mollusca, Cephalopoda, Sepiida, Sepiidae. The record is from the annotation of a GenBank genome assembly.
AUGGGCCACUUUAAAAUCAAUGAAAAGACCGGUGCUAUUUUCACGAACCAUUCCCUUGACAGGGAAAAGCAACCUUUCUAUAGCCUUACUGUGACAGCUACAGACACAGUGACACCAGCCUGGCGACGCCAUUCUGCUAUAACACAGAUUAUGGUCAUUGUUAACGAUGUCAACGAUUGCGCUCCAAAUUUCACAACUCCGUCUGAGAUCUGGGUCGAUGAGAACGCUCCGAUAGGAGCCAUUGUUUACAAUAUAACUGCCACUGACAGAGACGAUAUCGGACCCAACCAAGACGUUACGUAUUCGAUUCUAUCGGACUUUGUGCCAUUUUCUAUCAGUCCCAAUAACGGAAGUCUAAAGAUGUUGUCCGUGCUAGACAGAGAGCAACAGGACACGUACCAACUGACUAUAAGAGCCCAGGAUAAAGGGAUGCCGCCAAAGAGCUCGGUCAUGCAGAUUACGGUCCACGUGAGAGAUCAGAACGAUAACAACCCAGUGUUUCAUCCGAAGCAGUACCAGGCCAACAUCAGUGAAAGUACUAGUGUGGGUACCAUCCUACUGCAGGUUACUGCCACUGAUGCUGACAUCGGUGUAAAUGGAAUGAUCAGAUAUUUCAUAAUUGAAGGUGAUGACAAUCAGGAUCUCAGCAUGGACCAGAGCAGUGGAAUUCUGCGUGUACAGAAGAAUUUGGAUUACGAGAGGAAGAAGUCUUACCAUGUGAUUGUCCAGUGUGAAGACGGUGGUGCCAAACCCCGCUAUGACACGGCUGCUGUAUACAUCUCAGUUGUAGACGUCAACGACAAUGCGCCGGUGUUUGUGGAUUCUCCCUAUCUUGCUUACGUCCAGGAGAAUAUGGAAAAAUUUCCAGUUCAUGUUCUGCAGCUUUCGGCUCGUGACGAUGAUUCAUAUUCCUUCAGCCGGAUUAGUUAUGCUAUUCGAGAUGGAAACAGGAAGAUAUUUAAGAUCAACUCGACCACAGGGGAAAUUUAUGCCAAGCAAAAAUUGGAUCGGGAGAAAAUCUCUUUCCUAUUUCCUUUCCGCUGGGCACUAUCUAUCGUGUCUAUUUUCACAGCAGGUUACCUUUGCAUUUUUCUUUUGGCAUCUUGUUCUUUACUAAUACCACUUAUUCAAAAUUGUAACCUAUUACGCUCUCUUUCACCGUUCUUUCUUUGGCGCAUUGCACUCGUCUCGUUUUGCUCUUUCCGCAGACUGAUGCGUGUGUCUCUUCCCACUUUUCUUGUUGCGUACAACUCAUGUCCGAUGCACUCUUCUCUCCCUGCUGUCCGAUGUGCUCACCUUGUCUUGUGUCACGAUUCGCACGUCUCUCCCCGCUCUUACCAUGACUCGAUAUUCCCGUCUCUUCAGGCAACUCCUGUAGGGCGAUGCUCCCUAACCCGAUUGGACCCUCUAUUCUCGUCCCUCACGUGGCCCAAUACUUCUGUCUCUUUUCGCCUAUUAAGUGUCCCUCUCUCUUCCCGCACCUCCCGUGGCCAGAUGCCCCCGUCUCUUCCCGCACCUCCCUUGUCCCGAUGUCCCCGUCUCUUCCCGCACCUCCCUUGUCCCGAUGUCCCCGUCUCUUCCCGCACCUCCCUUGUCCCGAUGUCCCCGUCUCUUCCCGCACCUUUCUUGGCCCGAUGUUCCCGUCUCUUUCCGCACCAUCCGUGGCCUGAUACCCCGUCUCUUCCCGCACCACCUGCAGCCCUGUGUCCCCGUCUCUUCACGCACCUUCCGUGGCCCGAUGUCCCCGUCUCUUCCCGCACCUCCUCCCAUGGAUCGAUGCUCCCGUCUCCAUCUGCACAUAGAGUGGCCGAUGUUCCCGUCUCUUGCUGCACCUUCCUUGACCCGAUGCACCCUCCCCCCCCUUCAACAAUGCUUUUUCAUCCCCUAGGUUUUGCAGUCUCUAAGACCAUCUCCUUCCAAUCCUCUUUUAGUCCAUUCAGUUCACAUCUUUGCGUGUCCUUGUGGUCUAUCGCGCUUAAUUUUGGCUUCCCUUCGAGCCCACUACCUUCGAGCUUUUAUCUAUUCCAUUUUAUCUCCUUCUUAUAUCUCUUUAAUCUCCAUUAUUUACUCCGCACUUCUCCUUCCUUGUGUCUCCCUCUACUUUUCCUCGUCCUCCUUCCCCGCGUUUCACUUUUUCUUUCCUCCUCUUUCCUCCCCUGUAUCUCUUUUUGCCUUUCUUUUUUCAUAGCCUCCUUGUGUUUGUCUCUUUCAUGUCUCUCCUCUUUACCCCUCUGUCUCUCUUUGCCAGUACGUCACACUGUCUCCUUUUGCCUCCCCCACACCCUUUGUAAUACCUUCUCCUGGUGUCUCCGAACAGGAACUGUCAAUAUUGAAGUCCAGGAUGUCAAUGACAACACACCUACGUUUCUGCAGACGCAAUACACCGGUUAUAUUGAAGAAAAUCAACCAGUGAAUUCUCCAGUCCUUACUGUGAAGGCAGAAGAUAAAGAUGAAAGAAUCAAUGCCCUUAUACGGUAUUCCUUAUUAGGAGACUUGGAGAACAAGUUCACUGUUGACCCUGCCCAUGGGAUUAUCCUGACUACAGCUAUUCUUGACCCUAUUAUCAACUCUCUCUCUCUCCCCACCACCCCCUUGUUAGCGCUGUAUAUCUCUGUUAUUGGAUUUGUUUCUCCCUCUCCGUUCCUCUGUUUCACUCCUCCUCACCGUUACUCGCUCUAUUUCUCCUUCUCUCGCUGCUACUCGCUCGUUUUCUUUCUCUCUCAGCUUCGCGUGCUGUGUCUCUCACUUUGUUGCACGCUCAGUUUUCUCUCGCCCCCCUCCCUCUGUUCUUUGCUAUAUUUCUCUCUCUGCUUUCCUCUAUCUUUCUCACUCUGUUCAUCGCUAUCUUUCUCUCAUUUUAUUCCUGCAUUUCUCUUUCCGUCUCUUGUUCCUUCUCUCUUCAUCUCUUGUUCCCUGAACCUGCAUUUAGUUGUACAGCUUCGACCUUAUUCUGAAAUGGACACUAAAGUGUUAUCUGUUUACUUGGUAUUUCUCCUGUUCUCCCCCACGCUGAUAUUAUUCACUCUCACGCAAACGUUAUUCGUUCUCUUUGUCAUGCCGACAUUAUUCUCCCUCUCCAGCGCUGACACCGUUUUUUCUCUCUCACUUGUAUUCUCUCUCUCUUCUCAUGAUGACAUUAUUCUCUCUCUCUUUCUCAUGCUGACAUUAUUCUCUCUCUCUUUUCAUGCUGACAUUAUUCUCUCUCUCUCUCUUUCUCAUGCUGACAUUAUUCUCUCUCUCUCUCGUGCUGACAUUAUCUCUCUCUCUCUCUCUUCAUGCUGA